UCAGGAUCCUGGGGUGACUCCUGGCCCAGGCCCGCCACCCCACAGCUGGCUCCAGGCCCCGAGGCAGUCCCGGGCAGGGGUCGUGGUAGUGGGCGGGACGGGGCCCCCAGACCUCCUGACCCCGCCCCGAGCGGGGGUGUAUUUGCAUGUCCCCGCCCCGCGCACGGCAUUGGCGGCGGCGGCGGGAGGCCGGGCCUGAGUGGCUGCGCGCCCGUGGAGCGGCGGGGGCGGGGCGCGAGCCGGGCGCCCGGGAUGAUGCCGCGGCCGCCGCCGGGGAAAGGGUUCGGGUCUGGGUCGGGCUCGGCGGGCGCGGGGAGCGGGACGGCCCGGGGCACUGCGGCUGCAGCGGGAGCACACUGAGCGCCCGCCCGCCAUGUCCAGGAAGAAGACCCCCAAGAGCAAAGGGGCCAGCACCCCCGCUGCCUCCACGCUGCCCGCCGCCAACGGGGCCCGACCGGCGCGCUCCGGGACUGCGCGUUCUGGCCCCGACGCGCCGCCCAACGGGCCCUUGCAGGCCGGUCGGCCCUCGCUUGGCGGCGGUGGCGACUUCUACGACGUCGCCUUCAAGGUCAUGCUGGUGGGGGACUCGGGCGUGGGGAAGACCUGUCUGCUGGUGCGAUUCAAGGACGGCGCUUUCCUGGCGGGGACCUUCAUCUCCACCGUAGGCAUCGACUUCCGGAACAAAGUUCUGGACGUGGAUGGCGUGAAGGUGAAGCUGCAGAUGUGGGACACAGCCGGUCAGGAGCGGUUCCGCAGCGUUACCCACGCCUACUACCGGGACGCUCAUGCUCUGCUGCUGCUCUACGAUGUCACCAACAAGGCCUCCUUUGACAACAUCCAGGCGUGGCUGACCGAGAUCCACGAGUACGCCCAGCACGACGUGGCGCUCAUGCUGCUGGGGAACAAGGUGGACUCUGCCCAUGAGCGUGCGGUGAAGAGGGAGGACGGGGAGAAGCUGGCCAAGGUGAGUCAGGGCAGGGGGGUGGUGCGGGGGUGCCCCUGGAGGCUGCGAGCCUGGGCUGUCCCCGCCAGGCCACCACCUGGCUGGCAGCAGCUGUUUACAGGAGUAUGGACUGCCCUUCAUGGAGACCAGCGCCAAGACGGGCCUCAACGUGGACUUGGCUUUCACAGCCAUAGCAAAGGAGUUGAAGCAGCGCUCCAUGAAGGCUCCCAGCGAGCCGCGCUUCCGGCUGCACGAUUACGUUAAGAGGGAGGGUCGCGGGGCCUCCUGCUGCCGCCCUUGAACCUGGCUGAGCUCAGUCCUCUGGAGGAAGCCGCCCAGCCCCCAGAAGGCUGGACAGAGGGUAUCCAGGUCCUUCUGACUUUGUUGCCCAGUGGCCAACGCCAGAGUGUCUGUUUUCAGGAGCCCCAGGUCAAGCCUUGUCCCUUCCUCCUCCCAGCAACAGUCCCAACAAGCAGGCUUCUGAGAGCCCGUGGCCGCACACUGGCCGCCGCGGAAAAGCAGUCUUCCGCACGGGAGGGGGAGCGGCAAGUGGACAGACUGCCACGGUGCUCUGCUGCCCCCUCCUGGGCACGCCCAGGUGAGGGACCGCUGGGGCUGGCACCUCGCCCAGUGCCUAACCCUAGAAAAGCCAUGUCUUCAGCCGCACAUGCUGCUCAGGCAGCUAAGGGAGGACGCCUGCCCAUCGUGCAUCUGCGUGUCCUGGGAGCUGCCUGCUCCCGGCCCACCCUCUAGGAGGCUCUGGCUCAAACAGCAAUAGGGUCUUCCUCGGUGACCCUGGAGGAUGCCUGUGGCCUUGUGAUAAAAUGUGGGAAAUCACAGAAACACCAGAAACAACUGCCAGCCCGGCCUGGCCACAGCUGAGGUCUGUGAUUUACGAGCACGCUCCACCUUGCACUCAAUUUGGCCUUUCGAUUGCAAGCCUUUGUUUUCAGUCCUAGUGAAUAAAGUUGUUUUCUGGA
This is a messenger RNA of Nomascus leucogenys (northern white-cheeked gibbon), 1923 nucleotides long. It is a transcript of the gene RAB26, whose product is annotated as RAB26, member RAS oncogene family. The transcript is spliced from 8 exons. Gene Ontology annotation, cellular component: Golgi apparatus; endosome. NCBI's taxonomy places the organism in Eukaryota, Metazoa, Chordata, Mammalia, Primates, Hylobatidae. Gene Ontology annotation, molecular function: GTP binding; GTPase activity. The record is from RefSeq and is a predicted model, not a curated record. Bases 374 to 1207 code for a protein of 277 amino acids.